AUGCGUAGUCCCUGCCUUGGAACCCCUAGUCCAUCGGGAUUGACGAAGUCACCAGAUUCGUUGCAGAUGGGCGCACAUAGUGCCUUCGAGGGAACUGUUAGAAGGUCGACUCAUAGCGCAGCACUCAAGCAUUGUCGUCGAGCGACGAAAAGCUUCGCUGAAGACUCUAGAGCAGCAGAGAGAAUACGAAAACUAGGUAAUUGGAGCGCAAGGUUGAGUGCCAAGGCCUCCUUCGUACAGUCAAUGACGCCAUCCUUAAAGCUUUCAUAUAGUGCAUGGCAGAGAAAGGAAGCAAAGGACCUGAGCGACACGGAUGAAGGAUGGGCUGAGCCAGUGAGGGGAAUGACAGUGGGAGGGGUGGGGAUAUGGAGAUUGUGGCUGAAGUUGAGAUGGAGCGGAUAUGCGGCGUUCUACUUCUGCGAGAAAAACGAGAAAACCGUGCUCGGCCCACCUCCCAUGUCUGAACUCGGUUCUGAGUCGCGGUCAACGCCCAGAAGGAUCUCUCUGAUUGUGAUCGCAAAGAAGCCGGGCGACUUGAAGUGGUUUAGGGCCGGGUCUAUCGCGUUGAUGGUCGCGGUCCAAGCCCACGUCAAAGUACCUUUUGCUCUAUCUCAUUUAACUGAGGGCAAUGUCGAAUCAAACCCGUCACCAUCGUUCCCCAUAGCUUUCACAAUGACAUCUGCUCCUGCGAGCACAGCAGCCUUUUCACCUCCCCCCAAUGAAGAGAGGAACCAUUAA
This is a messenger RNA of Suillus paluster, 738 nucleotides long. RefSeq lists its product as uncharacterized. NCBI's taxonomy places the organism in Eukaryota, Fungi, Basidiomycota, Agaricomycetes, Boletales, Suillaceae. Bases 1 to 738 code for a protein of 245 amino acids. The record is from RefSeq and is a predicted model, not a curated record. The transcript is spliced from 5 exons.